Marasmius oreades (fairy-ring Marasmius) is the source of this 987-nucleotide messenger RNA. RefSeq lists its product as uncharacterized. The record is from RefSeq and is a predicted model, not a curated record. The transcript has a single exon. NCBI's taxonomy places the organism in Eukaryota, Fungi, Basidiomycota, Agaricomycetes, Agaricales, Marasmiaceae. Bases 1 to 987 code for a protein of 328 amino acids.
AUGUUCUUUGUCGUCGCUCUGGUCAAUGGGUCGAGCUCCACUUUUCAGGUUUCUCGCCCUCGUUUUUUGCGACACCCUGAAUUUCGGGUUGUGAAAGGGAACCUUGGUAACCUUUCAUAUCUCGCUCUUAAUGUCGACGAAGAUGGUAGUCUCGACGUGUUCACAGAUUGCCCUGCUCUUCGGACUAUCGACCUUUGUUUGGAAAUGAACAUUCCCUGGCAGCAAAUCCAAAAGAUGUUCGUUGGCGUAGACCCAGGACUCCAGAUGUCAUUUCUGCGGCUCAUAUCUAGAUGCUCAAGUCUUGAUUCUCUCGAUCUCCGGCUCAUAGACGGCAAAGCUUCAGGAGCUGAUGUCGUUGAGCGCCACAUCUCGACAAACAUCGAAACCCCAGUGGCAGUAAGCCUCCUUUUGCAGCACUCCUCCGUUGUUUGUCAUAAAUUCCUCUUCCAACAACUUGAAUUUCCCAAAUUAUCCUCACUCCAGAUAUCUCCGCUUCUUUACUAUCAUUCUCAUCAGCACCUAGAUAUAGCACCCCUCCUUGACCAACCGACCAGGUCCCCUUCUCGCAUCACUUCCUUGUCCCUUAAACAUGUUCGUCUCUCCUACGAGCAACGGCUGCGUCUGCUCGAACUCAUGCCUGGGCUUGAGACUCUAGGCAUUGCUGAAACAUACGAAUCGGGACCAAUCGCACAGUAUAAAGUUCAAACAAACUCGAUCUGUACACCCCGAUUCCUCGCGGGCCCGUCACCUUCCCCGGCUUUAAUACCAAAUUUGCGAAAGCUUAUUCUCAGCGUUCACCGGCAUAAUCUCGAUCUCGACAAGUUGUAUGAGGUGGCACACCCGAGGUGCUCAGAUGCAGCUGACUCGACUUCAGACAGGUGGAACCAUCUUCGUUCCCUCGAGCUUAUCUUCUAUCCUGAAGGUAACCCUGGUACUGGCGUUUCGUGGGAGGAACAGAUCUCUCAAGAACAUGGAGGGCGCGACUGA